Mugil cephalus (flathead mullet) is the source of this 2034-nucleotide messenger RNA. It is a transcript of the gene nkx6-3, whose product is annotated as NK6 homeobox 3. Gene Ontology annotation, molecular function: DNA-binding transcription factor activity, RNA polymerase II-specific; RNA polymerase II cis-regulatory region sequence-specific DNA binding. Bases 362 to 1177 code for a protein of 271 amino acids. The transcript is spliced from 3 exons. Gene Ontology annotation, biological process: cell differentiation; regulation of transcription by RNA polymerase II. Gene Ontology annotation, cellular component: nucleus. The record is from RefSeq and is a predicted model, not a curated record. Lineage: Eukaryota; Metazoa; Chordata; Actinopteri; Mugiliformes; Mugilidae.
GGAAGCAUACGUCUUUAGGCGAACACCGAAAUCCGUGUCCAGAGGGCUCACCUGACACUUCAGAUAUGGAGUUAUCACAUAGCAAACUUGGGAUGAGAAGAGGUGAAAGGCGACAGUGAAGUUCGUCUGCUGCUACACUGCCUCUGAUGCGGUGCAGUUUUACAGACGCCGGGGACUUUAGUCAGAACUGCUAUCGCGCUGUUCAUUGUUUGAAUAUUGGCUGAAAAAGUGGAGAGUGCGCUCUCAAAUCCAGACGUCGCCUGUGGGAGAGAAAACUUCUCUUUUGCCCAUCGGAGAUCUUCCGUGCUUGGAUCUUACUGGAUGUGUUACUGAGACUUGGAGGCAGAGUUACAUACUUCCCAUGGAUCCAAACAUCCAGGGCUCCUUCCUGUUCAACAACAGCCUGAACCAGUUCCCCUCGGACCUCAAGGCACCGGUGUGCCAGUACUCAGUGCCCAACUCUUUCUACAAGCUCAACCCAGGCCUGAACAGCCAGCUGCAGCCAGGGACGCCUCACGGCAUCAGCGACAUCCUGAGCCGCUCCAUGAUGGGGAUGGGCUCCCCGGGCACCACCACCCUGCUGUCUGGAUACUCCACCAUGGGGGGCUUCGGCCCCUCGGUCACCAGCGCGUCCGUGUACUAUAACAGAGACUACAACUCUUCCCUGGGCGGAUUCUCCAAGCCCGGCGCAGAGUGCCCGAUGAAGGCUCGCAGUGUGAGCUGCUGGGCAGAGAACAGCUGUGAGUGGAGAGGAGGGAGGCAGCAGUGCACCAACAGCGGCGGUCCUGUAGUGGAGAUGUCGAGCAGGAAGAAACACACCAGGCCAACGUUUAGCGGACAUCAGAUAUUUGCUCUGGAGAAAACCUUCGAGCAGACCAAGUAUUUGGCCGGCCCUGAGAGAGCCAGGCUGGCUUACUCUCUGGGAAUGACUGAAUCACAAGUCAAGGUGUGGUUUCAGAACCGGCGCACCAAGUGGCGGAAGAAGAGCGCCUCGGAGCCGAGCUCCACGCAGGCCGCGCACGCGGGCCACGGCGGGGAGGCCUCGGAGAACGAGGUGGAGGACGAGGAGUACAACAAGCCCCUGGACCCCGACUCUGACGACGACAAGAUCCGACUGCUGCUGCGCAAACACCGCAGGGCGUUCUCCGUCCUGCGCCUCGGGCCCCACCAAGUCUGAGCCGAAGAUUUCACGCACACCCGCCCGCACACGCCUCCCCAGAAGACCUGCAUGCUGUAAUACACGUAGACGGUGGACAACAAGUUCACGAGCAUGUUCACAAGACGUCCAGGAAAAAUUAAACAGACGAAAGGGGUUGUAAAAAUGAAGCUCGAUAUGUUUACUUUUAUAAGUUACUGUAUAAAGUCUCUCUGGCCUGUUACACUGUUAUGGGAGAAUUAUGCCAUAAACACAAUUUUGUAGAAACCUGCAUGAUUCUGGUGGUAUACAGCACACUAGCCUAAUAAAUGAUAAAAAAAUUAAAAAAAGAGAGAGAGACCUGAAUUUAUUCUUUAUUAUUGUUAUUAUUAUUAUUUUAAACCGUUUGAAUUGUUGGUGAAUUUCAAAAUGCUGGUUAUAAAACCACAUGUGCCAUAUGUAAAAUAACUUUACAAAACGUUCCUAAUUCAUCCAUGAACUUAUAAGAAUAUAAAGAAAAACAAAUGCUUUAGAUUCUCACCAGACAAACGUGAUCCAAUGUCCUCAGGCCUUCGGUUAAAAUCUCAGAAAACACAUUUUAAAAUAGGAAGCUGGUAAAUGUAUAAGUAAUUUUAGGACAUAAAUCUGGUGACUUUAUUUAUAAAUAAAUAAUGUAACUUACACGUGACGUUCUCUCUCAUUGUCUAUGGAUGCAAACUCUUUAAAAAGCAGGAACACUUGUUUAGUAUCAUUUAAAUCUGUACGGGUGGGAAAGAAAACAGUGUUUGCGUAUUUGAAGAUAAAGGCCAUACAUGUUACAAUGAAUUGUUCUACUUUUAAGCCCGUACAAUGCUUAACCUGAAUGGUGACCUGAAUUUGGUUAAGCCUUUCCUUUUUCC